Molecule: messenger RNA, 1500 nt
Organism: Mauremys mutica (yellowpond turtle)
Lineage: Eukaryota; Metazoa; Chordata; Testudines; Geoemydidae
Gene: KCNV1
Product: potassium voltage-gated channel modifier subfamily V member 1
Exons: 3
Coding region: 1-1500 (499 amino acids)
Biological process (GO): potassium ion transmembrane transport; protein homooligomerization
Cellular component (GO): voltage-gated potassium channel complex; membrane
Molecular function (GO): protein binding; voltage-gated potassium channel activity
Source: RefSeq, a predicted model, not a curated record
AUGUCCCUUUCUUCCCAGACAACCGGACAGGAGCCAGGGGACAGCACAUCGCUGGGUUCCUUGGAGUCCAGCGUCUUCUGCAGUGAAGAGGAGCAGGGGCCCUUGCUGCAGAAAGUUGACCCCUCCUUGGACUGUUUCAUCAUCAAUGUGGGAGGCAGCCGCUUCGUACUGUCCCAGCAAACUCUGUCUUGCUACCCAGACACCCGGCUUGGGAAGCUGGCCGUGGUGGUGUCCGCUGCCCGGGAUGUAGCCUCUAGCCUCCUGGAGCUCUGCGACGAUGCCAACCUGGUGGAGAACGAGUAUUUCUUCGACCGGAGCUCGCAGGCAUUUCGCUACAUCCUGAAUUAUUACCAGACAGGGAGGUUACAUGUGAUGGAGCAGCUGUGUGCCCUCUCCUUCCUGCAGGAGAUCCAGUACUGGGGUCUGGACGAGCUCAGCAUUGACUCCUGCUGCAGAGACAGGUACUUCAGGAGGAAGGAACUGAGUGAAGCCUUGGAUAUCAAGAAAGAUGCAGAAGAGCUGGAUGCCCAGGAUGAGGAAGAGGAUUUCUCCGGGAGUCUCUGUCCCAGUGUCAGGCAGAGGCUCUGGGAGAUGCUGGAGAAGCCUCGCUCUUCUGUAGCUGCCAGGACUUUUGGCACCCUCUCUAUGGCCUUUGUUGUCGUGUCCAUUGCCAAUAUGGCCUUGAUUUCUGUGGAGCUGAGCUGGUUGGCGCCCCCACUACUGGACGCCCUGGAGUACGUGUGCAUUGUCUGGUUCACAGCAGAGUUUGCCCUGCGGCUCCUGUGCACACGGGAUCGGUGCCGCUUCCUGAGGAGCGUGGCAAACAUCAUAGACCUGCUGGCCAUUUUACCCUUCUACAUCACCCUGCUGGUGGAGAGCAUGUGCGGUGGGGAGAGCUCUCAAGAGCUGGAGAAUGUGGGGCGUAUCGUCCAGGUGCUGAGGCUGCUCAGAGCUCUGCGUAUGUUGAAGCUGGGCAGACAUUCCACAGGCUUGCGAUCUCUUGGGAUGACUAUUGCACAGUGCUACGAAGAGGUUGGCCUGCUGCUGCUUUUUCUUUCUGUGGGAAUAUCUAUAUUUUCCACGGUGGAGUAUUUUGUUGAACAAGGUGUCCCUGGCACAACUUUCACAAGUGUGCCCUGUGCAUGGUGGUGGGCAACAACUUCCAUGACAACCGUUGGUUACGGCGACAUUAGACCAGACACUACCACUGGCAAGGUAGUGGCCUUUAUGUGUAUAUUAUCGGGAAUAUUGGUCUUGGCUUUGCCUAUAGCUAUAAUAAAUGACCGUUUUUCUGCUUGUUAUUUUACACUGAAGAUAAAGGAGGCUGCUCUUCGACAGCGUGAAGCUUUAAAGAAGCUCACAAAGAACACAUCCACUGACUCAAAUAUCAAUGUUAAUUUGCGAGACAUAUAUGCUCGCAGUAUCAUGGAUAUGUUACGGUUAAGAAGCAGAGAGAGAGUAAGCACCAGGAGCAGUGGUGGAGAUGAUUUUUGGUUUUGA